Monoraphidium neglectum is the source of this 1707-nucleotide messenger RNA. Its product is annotated as glutamate decarboxylase. Gene Ontology annotation, cellular component: cytoplasm. Gene Ontology annotation, biological process: carboxylic acid metabolic process. Gene Ontology annotation, molecular function: pyridoxal phosphate binding; carboxy-lyase activity. The record is from RefSeq and is a predicted model, not a curated record. NCBI's taxonomy places the organism in Eukaryota, Viridiplantae, Chlorophyta, Chlorophyceae, Sphaeropleales, Selenastraceae. Bases 1 to 1707 code for a protein of 568 amino acids. The transcript has 11 exons.
AUGGAAUUGUGCCAGCUCUUAACCCGCGUCACGGCCACUGCACAGCGCCCGACCCGCAACAAGUCGCACGCGGGGGAGCUGCUGCAUGGCUAUGUGGCGGAAUCAAACUCAGACCCCUCACAGCCGGUGGUGCGCCUCGCGGCGCCCGAGCAGCUGCGUGCGGCGUUUGCAGAGGCGGGCGUGCCGCUGCAGCUCUCAGAGGGCCAGGAGCCCGCGGGCGUUGACUCUCUGAUGGGGGCGCUGCGGCAGGUGCUGCGGUACAGCACCAGGACGUCACAUCCCCUGUUCUACAAUCAGCUGUACGCACGUGUAGAGCCCGCGGGCCUCGCGGCCGAGUGGGCGGCGGCGGCCACCAACACAAACGUGCACACCUACGAGGUGGCGCCGGUGUACACCCUCCUAGAGGGCGAGGUGGUCUCCAAGAUGGCGUCCCUCGUCGGCUUCCCCGAGGGCUCGCGAGACGGCCUGCUGGUUCCAGGCGGCAGCGCCUCCAAUCUCUACGCCCUCCACCUCGCCCGCCACCGCGCGGUGCCCGAGUCGCGCGCCCGCGGCCUCGCCGGCGGCCCGCCGCUGUGCGCGUUCACGUCGGGCCAGAGCCACUACUCCUACACAAAGGCGGCCGCGCUGACCGGGCUCGGGACGGACAACAUGGUGGCGGUCGGGUGCGAUGCGCGGGGCGCGCUGGUGCCGGCAGCUCUGGAGGCGGCCAUUGAUAAGGCGGAGGCGCGGGGGCAGAAGCCGUUCUUCGUUGGCCUCACUGCGGGCACCACGGUGACGGGCGCCUUCGACCCCUUCAAGGAGGUGGCUGAGAUAUGCCGCCGCCGCGGGCUGUGGCUGCAUGUGGACGGCUGCUGGGGGGUCGAGGAGGCCGACUCCUUCGCAUGGAACGCACACAAAAUGAUGGGCGUGCCGCUGUCAUGCGCGGCCUUCAUGACCCGCCACAAGGGUCUGCUGCAGGCGGCCAACUCGUCGGGCGCCACCUAUCUCUUCCAGCCUGACAAGCUGUUUGGGUCCCUCGACAUCGGCGACAAGUCCCUGCAGUGCGGCCGCAAAUCAGACGCACUGAAGCUCUGGCUGCAGUGGAAGGCGGUAGGGGACGCGGGCUGGGAGGCGCGCAUCGACCAUUGUGUGGCACUGGCGGAGCACUUUGAGGCGGCCCUGACGCACCCCAGGUGGCGCGGUGCCUUUGAGCUAGUGAUGCCGCGCUCAUGCACAAACGUCUGCUUCUGGUGGGUCCCGCCCUCGCUGCGCCCCUGGCGCUGCGGCGAGGGCGCAGCGCAGCGGCAGCGGGACGCGCUGGGCGCCGUGGCGCCGGCGAUCAAGGCGCUUAUGCAGGCCAAGGGCGACGCGAUGAUCGGGUUCCAGCCCUUGGGGUCCCACCCCAACUUCUUCCGCAUCGUCUUCGCCAACGCCUGGACCACCAGCACUGAGAUGCUCGAUGACCUGCUGACUAGGAUAGACGCCUACGGCAUGCAGGUCGCGAGCGCCCCCGCCGCCGCCGGCGCCGCUGCCGGCGUCGGCAUCGGCGCGGCUGCUGACGUCAGCGCCAGGCCGUCCGAGGCGGCGAAGGCGUUCUGCGGCUGCGGGGCCGGCGCGGCCGCGGCUGCGCCGGCCGCGCCUGCGCUGGGGGCGCCUGCGGCGGCGGCGGGGAGGCGGGUCUCUAAGAGCUCAGAGGAGGCAGCGACAGAGGGCGUGGCCGCAGUCUGA